Molecule: messenger RNA, 1642 nt
Organism: Cololabis saira (Pacific saury)
Lineage: Eukaryota; Metazoa; Chordata; Actinopteri; Beloniformes; Belonidae
Product: tetraspanin-8-like
Exons: 9
Coding region: 227-1036 (269 amino acids)
Cellular component (GO): membrane
Source: RefSeq, a predicted model, not a curated record
AGAACACAGGAAACUAAUAACUCCUCCUCUUGUUUACUCCCUUUAAACUGUACAGUUUAAACACAGGACACUCAGAACUCCCCCGCUACAGUUUACAGCAGAUUUAAACCCUUAAACCUCCUCUAGUUUAGAGUUUACAGCAGACUUUAAACCUCCUCUAUUUCCAGCAGACGCUCCAGUCAGAGUCACUUUCAUUUCUCCAGGUUUAUUCUGCAGCUUCUUCAUCAUGGCCAAGCUGGAUCCGUGCGUCAAAAUUCUCUUCUUCAUCUUCAACGUCCUGCUGGCGAUCGUGGGCGGCGUCAUCCUCGUCCUCGCUCUGCUGUCUCACACCUUUGGAAACCUGGAGAAGGGCUCGGAGCUGGAGAAUCAGACCGUCGGCCUGAUCUUCUUGUACGUGAUCGGGUCUCUCAUCAUCCUCGUAGCCGUGCUGGGAGCCUACGGGGCGUCCAAGGAGAACAAGGCCUCGCUCAUCGUGUUCCUGGUCUGCAUGAUCGCGGGGUCCCUGAUGAUGUUCCGAGGAGGGAUCAUGGUCGCCACCGCUCGUCCUCAGGUGUCAGAUCUGAUGGAGAGAACCUUCCGGCAGCAAAUUCCUCUGGAUUCUGCCCCAGAUCAGGUCCAGCAGCUCGUCAACUACCUGCAGUCUGAGAGUCACUGCUGUGGUCUGUUCAGCUACCGGGACUGGGAGGAGGUUCCGGAGUCGUGUUCCUGCCGCUCGGACCAGGCCCCGGGAGAGUGCCAGCAGUUCCGGUACCCGGUCUUCAUGCAGAAAUCCAUCUACAAACAGCCGUGCUUCCCCAUCAUCCUGGGCUACGCCCUGUGGGCCAUCGACUUCGUCCUCGGAUUCUUCUUCGUGCUGGCCGGACUCGCCGUCGUCGGCAUCCUCCUGUCGUCCGUCCUGAUCCACCAGCUGCGUUACCGUGGCAACCCGGCCGUCCUGGUCACGGUUCCUGCCGUCUACACCGCCGCCCCGCCCAAGUACCAGGAACUGCAGAACCCGCCCAAGUACCAGGAACUGCAGAAUCCUCCUCCGUACUAGAGGACGGCACGCCGGCCGGCGGUCGCGCCGCCACGGCUACACGGCUACGUUCCCGUCGCCAUGGCUACGUUUCCUUUUUUCCAAAGCGUUUCUGUUGUUUUGUCGCUGUGAAAAAGUGGGAGGGGUUUCGGGUAAAAACGGUGGCGUCAGAAAUCUGAUAAAUCUGGUAAAUCUGGUACGAGGAUCAACCUGCUGAUGAAGUUUUUUAAAGGUGGUUGAACUCUAAAACUUUUAAUAAAUGCUUGAUUUGAUCCUUUUGAUUGAUGAAAUGAAUGUUUCUAACCAGCGAUAAAACUAAAAAACUAAAUGAACCAACUCAGGAGUGAAGAUAGAAACCAAGCCAGACGUGUUACGAGCAGAACUCGCGUUAGCUUCGGGUGCUAGCAGGCGCUGCUAGCGCUUCACCGCCUCCACCUUCUCAUUUCUGCUGCUGCUUUAAUUACUUCUGAUGGUGGAAGUUACUUCCCCUUUAACUUGCUGUAUUUAGGGUAAAAAGGGAAGUCUUUAUAUUUCUAACUGUCGAAAUGUGAAUUUUUGUACCUUGAUCUGAUUUUGCUUCAGGAAUAAAAGACAAUAAAAUGACACUGGUGUGUUUAAAUAAUGUUA